Messenger RNA from Coregonus sp. 'balchen', 2430 nucleotides. Lineage: Eukaryota; Metazoa; Chordata; Actinopteri; Salmoniformes; Salmonidae. The record is from the annotation of a GenBank genome assembly.
AUGUUGCAGUCGCGGAACUCCUAUGUCGCAGCAGAUGCCCAGCCACUCCCUCUCCACGGCUUGGGCCUGAACAUGAAGGGCGAGCCUGUGGAUUACAGAGCCUACCUGGAGGAUAAUAUCCAGGCUCUACUGCGGGAGUCCACAGAGAAGAGCAAAGGAUGGCACAGCGCCCAGGGCCCAGAAAACACAGAGCUGACAUACAAGAAGGUACUGCUCAGUGACACUGCUGCAUACUGAUACUAUAAUGUCUGUUGUCAUACAAAACCAGAAUGUACUGCUCAAUAAUACACUAGUGGAGAGGUCGGCAGUAGGCGGCCCGUGGGCCAUAACCGGCCUGCAAGUUAUUUUUUUGGCCCCCAAAGUUUUUAGUAAUGAUUUAGUUCUGAUUUUAGUUUUUGGUCAAACAUUUUUUCUUUAGGAAGUCAGUUCCCAAGUAUUCCCACAAAAAAAAGAGACAUAUGUGAUCAUGUCUCAAUAUAAUCAAGGUAUGAAAUUAUUGUUAUUUUCAAAUACAGUCUCUUUUUGGGCUUAGUUGUGAUCAAUUUGCAGUGUACAAAUUAUUAUAAUUAUCUUCUACCCCCCCGAGCAACAAUCAGCCCGCGACUGGAUCUAGUUGCCUCCCCCUGCACUAGUGCAUACUAAUAUUAGUGUUGCCUGCAGGUCAUUCAAUCACAGGUCCAUGUUUGUCAAUGUUGUUAUAUUGAAGAUACAUUUUGCUUAGAUUUUGCCCUACAUUGUCACAACAGUAUGGCCUUCAAUCAUCGUAUGAUUGGAAAAUGUUUAAUUCCCUUUUUUAUCGUAAGCCUCCAUGGAUAAUUUAAUUUACCAUUUGGCAUAGCUUCUUUGGCUGUUGGAAUGAAGUAAAUCCUGUCCAUUUUGAAGAGUGAUGGCAUGUUAGCUAGCUUGUUAAAGCUAUAGUAUACUGUCCAGUCCUGGACCAUAAUCUCACAAUCCAUUUGUUCUCUUCAGGUAGGGGACGGUCAUCCCAUCCGUCUUUGGAAAGUGACCACUGAGAUCGAGGCCCCGCCCCAGACAGUGUUGCACAGAGUUCUGCGUGAGCGCCACCUGUGGGAUGAAGACCUGCUCCACAGCCGUGUAAUCGAGGCUCUAGAGAACAACACAGAGGUGUAUCACUAUGUGACAGACAGCAUGGCACCUCAUCCCCGCAGGGACUUCGUAGUGCUGAGGUACACAUGGAGGACGAGAUUAGCUCUUCAAUAAUUGUCUGUCUUGCCUGGGACUCUAUCCAAGGCCUCAUUUGGAGACAUUGGUAGAAGGGCAGAGUGGCCAGAAGCCGAUCAUACGUAUGUCUGCACUUUUCUCAGGGGGAGUCAACAUGUUGUCGGUUCAGUAAGGUGCGGUGUUAAAGGCCCAGUGCAGUCAAAAAUGGUUGAAAUAAUACAGAGAAAAUGUGAAAAUUAUGAUAAUGCCCUUUUAGUGUAAGAGCUGUUUGAAAAGACUGCCUUACAUUUCUGCCUGUUUUGGUGGGAUGGAGUUUUGUCCUUCCAUGGUGAUAUCACUAUGCUGUAAAUUAGUUAAAGAGAGUUCCAAACCUCUCUGCCAAUAACAGCAAAUGUUUUGUUUUCCCUUCCCCACUCAGACCACUCCCAGAGAGUCCUAGCCAAAUUCUUGCUUGAGAAAUUGCCCUUUGCUAAGAAUCUAUUUUUGUAAAAAAAAAAAAAAAAUUUUUAACUGAAAACAAUCACUGUAAUGUACUUAAUUGUAAACCAGAAAUGAUUUGAUAUUGAGAUGAAAACGUCUGCAUUGGACCUUUAAAUCAAAGAUGACAGUAAUGACCCUUGCUGUAUUUUUCUCCUGCUUAGGCGGUGGUGUAGUGACCUUCCUCAGGGCCUGUGUCUGCUAGUGUCCUCCUCUGUGGACCAUGACAAUGUGCACCUGGAGGCAGGGCUACGGGCAGUGCUGCUUACCUCACGGGUCCUGAUUGAGCCCUCAGGGAUGGGCCGGUCCAGGCUGACGCAUUACUGCAGAGCAGACCUCAGGUAGGAAUCCAGUUUCUCAUCUACGCAUUAAUUUCCAUUGGACUGGACUCAUGUAAUUCAAUUAUGAUUUAAAUGGCUUAUUGAUUAAAUGCCUAUGAACAACAUGUUGACCGAGAGCUCAUGCAAUAAUUUUUUUUACUUUUAAAUAUUGGCAUAAUUACCAUUAAAAUAAUAAUGCAACAUAAACAUGUUGUGUGAAAGAAACUCUAAUUCUAUUUAAAUAUCCUUCUGAGGAGUGGGGGUACCUCCCCUGCUAUUGAAUUGUGUAAUUGGUACGAAUUUCUUAUUUGACCUUCUGUUGUAAUUUUUCAGGGGACGAUCACCUGAGUGGUACAACAAAGUGUUUGGCCAUCUCUGUGCGGUGGAGGUUGCUAGGAUACGGGGCUCCUUCCCUGUGCUGACAGCGAAGGGAACCGAGACAAAGCUUUGA